UACGAUUGUCGUUAAGAAACGGACUUGUCAAAUGCGGCGAGCUCAUGAUGAUUCGAUUUGGUGUCUUUCACUUGAAAGAACUGUUUCCUUCCUCCACAGACUCCUUGGAGGGCACCGGCAGUCAGCACUCAGGAGACAAAUUUCUUGUUACUUUCUGUGUUUCAAAAAAGGGUGCCCUCUAAAUUUUGUUGAGCGUGCAGCUGCCGGUGGCAAUCGAGGCCUCCAGCGAGGGUGUCGACCAACUGACCAAGACACCAUAUUCAGGGAGGGAAAUGCUACCCACAGAUCCAUGGCGGGCCUUGAAACCCUUCACUCAUCUUCUUGUCUAUCUAUCUUUCCUCUUCCUCUGCAUCUCAUUUGUUCAAUCCCUCUUCGGGAGAUUGAUGAUAGGGAACCACCCCGUUAAGAUCAAGAAGACGGCUGAUCUUCCUCUUCGAUUUGGCUAUGAUGGUACAUUCAAGAUCCUUCAGAUAGCAGAUAUGCAUUACGCUCACGGCCUGAGGACGAGAUGCAGGGAUAUUCUGCCGUCGGAGUUCCGUUUCUGUUCGGAUUUGAACACCACCGAGUUUGUGAGAAGGUUAAUUCGGGAGGAACGACCCAAUUUUAUUGCUUUUACAGGAGAUAACAUAUUUGGAUCAAGCAGUACGGAUGCUGCAGAAUCUAUGAUUGAAGCAUUUGCUCCUGCUAUUGAAGCUGAGAUUCCGUGGGCAGCUGUUUUAGGCAACCAUGACCAGGAAUCCACCAUGACCCGUGAAGAGCUUAUGUCCUUCAUAUCCUCCAUGGAUUUCUCAGUCUCUCAGGUUAACCCGUUUGUGGACAACUUAUCAAGUUUGGAUGGAAGAUUCAUUGAGAUUGAUGGAUUUGGGAAUUAUCAUGUACAAAUAAAUGGUGCUUCUGGUUCAGGAUUAGCAAACACAAGCAUCGUGAAUCUUUAUUUUCUUGAUAGUGGAGACAGAUCAACUAUUCCUGGAAUUCGUGGUUAUGGAUGGAUCAAAGAAUCUCAAUUAACUUGGCUUCAUAAUUUGUCUAAUUCGUUGCAGAGAGGGCAGACAAUGAAUUACUGGGUUGAUCCGCCCCCUGCCCUCGCGUUCUUCCAUAUUCCAAUUCCUGAAGUCCGGGAACUCUGGUACUCUGGCUUCGUGGGUCAGUUUCAGGAGGGCGUCGCCUGUUCUCCUGUGAAUUCUGGAGUCUUAAAUACAUUGGCUGCCAUGGGAGAUGUGAAAGGUGUGUUUAUGGGCCAUGAUCAUAAAAAUGAUUUCUGUGGGAAGAUAUACGGUAUCUGGCUCUGCUAUGGAGGUGCAGUUGGUUAUCAUGCAUAUGGCAAAGCAGGCUGGCCAAGGCGAGCUCGGAUCAUCUCAAUAGAACUUGAGAAAGGACAGAAAGAGUGGAUGGGAGUGAAACAAAUUAGGACAUGGAAGCGACUCGAUGACGGUAAAAUGAGGCAGAUUGACACGCAGGUCCUGUGGGAAAAGAGUUGAAGUUGUCCGUUAAUAAGUGUUCAUGAGCAAUUCUAUCUUGUGUUGCUGUAUCUCACGGAUCAUAAUUGUCACUUCUUCAUUCACAAGCGUGGACUAUCCUCUCCAAUCAUGACGAUCAUGCAUCUGCACAAUCUGUUCAAGAUGAGGCCUACAGUAUGGCUGAGUUCGUGCCGUGUAAGGACUUAUGUAUUUUUCCUAUAACCAAGCAAGAGGGUCAGCCGUUCUCGUUUCUGAAGAAAUAUCGUAGAAAAUUCUCUGUGCAGUUCUACGCCGACCCUUUUAUUGCUAUGAAGGACUGAUCUUCACGAGAGCCGCCUUUCCGCUAUGUAACGCAGUGUAGAAUUUCCCCUUCUUCUUCUUGGCAGGCUAAGUUUCUUCUGUAGUUUCAUCGUCGAAUGACAUAAAUCUGCUCUAAAAAAUCUGGCCCGUUGGGUCCGGCCUUUAUUCUUCA
Molecule: messenger RNA, 1929 nt
Organism: Nymphaea colorata (pocket water lily)
Lineage: Eukaryota; Viridiplantae; Streptophyta; Magnoliopsida; Nymphaeales; Nymphaeaceae
Product: probable inactive purple acid phosphatase 28
Exons: 4
Coding region: 273-1478 (401 amino acids)
Cellular component (GO): cytoplasm
Molecular function (GO): hydrolase activity, acting on ester bonds
Source: RefSeq, a predicted model, not a curated record